Paramacrobiotus metropolitanus is the source of this 1072-nucleotide messenger RNA. RefSeq lists its product as uncharacterized. NCBI's taxonomy places the organism in Eukaryota, Metazoa, Tardigrada, Eutardigrada, Parachela, Macrobiotidae. The transcript is spliced from 4 exons. Bases 59 to 874 code for a protein of 271 amino acids. The record is from RefSeq and is a predicted model, not a curated record.
GCAGACUAAUGUCAGGAUACGGUUGGCGAAACGCAGCAUUCCAAAUCUUUCCAAGAAAAUGUGUCUCAGUGAUCGGACGAAUUACACGUCACGGCGUCAAAUUGCAAAUCUAAUGCGACUCCUGUCUGUCACGCUAAGUGGCCUCAUCGGAAACCUUGCUGAUCAAGUUAGCAGACACAAUAAUCCAUGGCGAAUUGUCCAAGGUUAUAGCGUGGUGGCAGCGGAUGGCCUGUAUGGAUCCACAUGCGCCGUGCCUAUCGUACCCACUGCACAGCUCGUGACCCCGCAAAAGACAACGGGAACAUGGUACGGCUACCUCUCCCGUCGGGGCAGCGGUCUCGCUAUUCCGCGCUACAACGAAGUCCUGACCUACACCGGACAAGGCCAGACCGUCCUCCCGGGUUCUAUCACUUCUGCGGAGGCGGUCAUGGAGGAGAUCUACUAUUUCGCCGGCGCCAACGGCACGGACUGUAAAGCCAAAUGGGCCGAGAAAUACUUCACCAUCAUCGGCACACAGUUCGGGAUCGGCAUGACGUCCGACACACCGUCACCAAAAUUUGAGGCGACGUUCACAUUGUACCAAGACUAUGAUACACUGGAGAUUCUGUACCAGUGCGCCAAGCCAAAUUACAUCACCACACGGUGCGAUGAUCCGCACAUCUUUGUCAACUCCCGGAAACGGCCGGAUCAGAUGAGCGGCGCGGAUAAAGAAUACACACUGCAAAUUAUCAACGCGGUGCUGGAUCCGUACUGCUUGUCGCAUAAGAGGCUGACCGCGGUUAUUUGGGAUUCUAAGCGGGAGACCUGUACAGUGCCGCAUCCGGCGUUUUUUGACGAUCUCGUCAACGGAGUGAAAGCUACUUUGACGGCAUAGAAAUGAAUUUUUUAAGACAACCGUGGCCAAGCUUUCUCGGUGUUUAAGUUUGACGAAAAAUGUGCGCCGUAAAUACCUGUGCGCUUCAUUCGAAAAUCUUGCAUUUUUUUUUAAAAAAUAAAGAAAAAACUUUUUUCAUGCAGCUAAGAUUUUCACAAACGUCAAGGAACCAACUGUACAUUAAACAUUACCAAGGUA